Molecule: messenger RNA, 1632 nt
Organism: Pseudogymnoascus verrucosus
Lineage: Eukaryota; Fungi; Ascomycota; Leotiomycetes; Thelebolales; Thelebolaceae
Exons: 5
Coding region: 214-1632 (472 amino acids)
Biological process (GO): transmembrane transport
Molecular function (GO): transmembrane transporter activity
Source: RefSeq, a predicted model, not a curated record
ACUACGAAUAUAUUGAAGGAAAGGAAUGUAAAGAGAGAAUUGGCGCUGGAAUUGAUAAAUCAACGUCAUUAUAUUGACGGUUUGCUCUGCCGCGUUUUUGGUUGAUGUGAGAGCUGAGCUGAGCUGUUACACACGCCUUCGUUGUCAACUGUCGGCGUUGAAACACCUACGACACACCAUAAUUCACACACGCAAGAGGACCAAACCACCACGAUGGGUACAAAACAGAGACUCAAGGGCGUCUUCAGUCGCAAAAUCGCCGUCGAAGACAACACCAUAACCUCCGCCGCGAACCUCACCCUCCGCCAAUCCAUCAUCCCCAAUCUCCUCGUAACAAUCCUCUUCUUCCUCUGGGGCUUCGCCUACGGCCUCCUCGACGUCCUCAACAGCCACUUCCAGCAACAACUCCACAUCACGGCUUCCAAAGCCUCCGGCCUCGCCGCCGCCUACUUCGGCGCCUACUUCCUCUGCCCCCUCACCAUCUCGGGCUGGAUCCUGCGCCGCUACGGUUUCCGCGUCACUUUCAUGUCCGGGCUCUCCGUGCUGGCGAUCGGAUGUCUACUCUUCUGGCCAUCCGGGGUAAAACGCUCAUUCGGCGGAUUCUGCGGGAGUAUGUUUGUCGUCGGCGCCGGUCUAUCCACGCUGGAGACUGCGGCGGAUCCGUUCCUGGCGAUUUGCGGACCGCCGAGGUAUUCUGAGAUUAGGUUGAAUCUAGCGCAGGCGGUGCAGGGGGUGGGGAGUUUCGUGGCGCCGUUGUUGGCGGCGAGGGUAUUUUUUCGGAAUGCGGAGUCGGAGGCGGGAUUGAAGAAUGUGCAGUGGACUUAUUUGGCUGUGGCGUGUUUUGUGGCUUUGUUGAUUAUUUUGUUUGCGGUGGUGCCGAUGCCGGAGAUUACGGAUGCUGAUAUGGCGGAGCAGGAGACGGAGAUUGUGGGGGAAGAUGUUGGGCCACUGAGGAAACAGUAUAAUCUCUUCCUCGGUGUGUGGAGCCAGUUCUGGUAUGUUGGCGCGCAAGUCGCCAUUGCCGGUUAUUUCAUCAACUACUGCAAGGAGGCUGGCAAGACCUCUGCACAGGGAUCCGACCUCCUCGCCGUCGCCCAAGGCCUCUACGCCGCAAACCGCUUCAUCGCCGCGGGGCUCAUGACUAUCUCUUUCUUCAGGCCGCGCUUCAUGUUAGCGGCCUACCUAGGUAUGUGCGCAGUCUUCUCCAUCGCUGCUAUGAACACCCACGGCGAUGCGGGGAUCGCGCUUUUCAUCAUGAUCUUCGUGUUCGAGUCGUGCUGCUUCGCUACCAUCUUUACGCUGGCACUUAGAGGGAUCGGGAGGCAUACGAAGAGGGGAGGGAGUUUCUUGGUUUCGGCGAUUUCGGGGGGUGCCGUCGUACCCCCAAUGAUGGGCGCGGUAGUAACAGCCCACAAUGCUCACUUCGCCAUGAUCAUCCCCUUCAUGGGUUAUGUUCUUGCCUACGCCUUUCCAAUAUAUGUUAAUUUCUUCAAUAAGGACGCCAUGGACAGCCAUCGCGAGACGGACCUGAAUGUUGUCCCCCGUGAGGAUGCGGGUGGUGAGAAGGAGGCGGGGGUUUCGGAGGAGAGGGAGAAUAAUGCUGUGCCUCCGGCUUAUGCGGGUAAGGAAUAA